Messenger RNA from Daphnia magna, 1345 nucleotides. It is a transcript of the gene Spf30, whose product is annotated as survival of motor neuron-related-splicing factor 30. Gene Ontology annotation, biological process: regulation of alternative mRNA splicing, via spliceosome. The coding region runs from base 560 to 1273 and encodes 237 amino acids. The record is from RefSeq and is a predicted model, not a curated record. Gene Ontology annotation, molecular function: RNA binding. Gene Ontology annotation, cellular component: nucleus; precatalytic spliceosome. Lineage: Eukaryota; Metazoa; Arthropoda; Branchiopoda; Diplostraca; Daphniidae. The transcript has 3 exons.
GUGGAUGUUCGACUGACCCACUUCUAUUUGCAAUAAAAAAUAUUGGAAAGUGUUCAAAACUGUCGUUUCACGGAUUUCCUGUUUUGACUUGCCAAAAAAUCAUUUACUGUAGGUAGAAAACGUUGUCUACGACUUGUUCUCUCGUCCUUCUACUGUAUGCCUGGAUCUGUAAUUCUGUAUGCUGUUUUUGCUGUAUGCGUAGCUGAAUUGUUUUGUUUCCCACAUUGUCACGAAAAAACGGCAUAUGCUAAAAUUCCAUGUUGUUAAAUCAAUAAAAGGCGAUUGCAGUUUUUGAGCUACGACUCUAGGGACUUAGGGAGUAAAUUUCCGAAGCUCCAAACUCCGAACCUGUUAAAAAAAACUUAAAAUUUCAAAAUGUAAAAUCGUAAACGCACGAAAAAACAAAAAAAUGGCACCAAUGUCCGCAGCUCACGUACCGCUGUUUAGUAUCACUUUCGAGCUUCGGUUUUCUUCUAAACCGUUCUGCAUCUCUGAAUUUCGUCUUCUGUAUUAUUUUGACAAGUAAUCUUCUGAUUUGAUCAAAUACAUUUUAUUUACGAUGGAAGAACUUAGACUUAGUUUAGACACAUACAAACUCCAACUACAGCAAGUUGAAGCUGCAUUAACCGCAGAUGCAACGAGUGAAGAGUUGUUGAAAUUAAAACAAGACCUUGUCGAAGUGAUUGCCCUUACUAACGAACUUAUUAAUGCUCAACGCGAGGCCGAAGAUGAUUCGAAAAACAAAAGUAGUGAGAGAAGUUCCCACAAAAAAGUUAUCCAGUGGUCUGUAGGGGACAAAUGCAUGGCUCCGUGGAGCAACAAUAAGCAAUAUUAUGAUUGUACAAUUGAAGCUCUAUCAGAGGACGGUGAAGUUUCAAUUCGUUUUGAUGCAUACGGGAAUUCAGACGUGACAACUACAGACAAGCUAAAGGAGAGGCCGCGGGGGCUUGAAGGAGGAAUGUCAGACAAAAGCUUAGCAGAGAAAUUGAAGACUAAGAAGGAACAGCUGCAGAAACAACGAGAAUACCUGAAGCAGAAGAAACAAAAGAAGCUGGUAAAGAUGAAGGAGCUGGAAGAAGCCAGAGAGGAAGAAAAAAGCAAAUGGCAAAGUUUCAAUGCCAAAGCUUUGAAAACGAAGAAAGGUGGAAUAGUAAAGAAGUCUAUCUUUGCAACCCCCGAUGGCCCUGGUGGUAAAGUUGGUGUAGGAACUUGUGGAAUAUCCGGCCGGCCUAUGACCGAGUAUAUGCAAGCAGAAAAACGCAAGAAAAAGUAAAUACCUACAAAUUCAUAAACGCGAUAAAUAGGAAAUUGAAUGAAAAAAAUAAACCAGACUUUCGUUUUGUAA